UUCGGGGCCGAUCCGUACCUGCAAGGGGUGGCGGGCGGCGAGACAGUCAAGGGCAUCCAGAGCGAGGGCGUCAUGGCCACCAUCAAGCACUUCGUGGCCAACGAGCAGGAGCACUUCCGCCAGCCGUGGGAGUGGGGGCUGCCGCACGCCGUUAGCGCCAACAUCGACGACCGCACGCUGCACGAGCUGUACGUGUGGCCGUUCGCCGACGCGGUCAAGGCCGGCGUGGCAUCGGUCAUGUGCUCGUACAACCAGGUCAACAACUCGUACGCGUGCGCCAACAGCAAACUGCUCAACGGCAUCCUCAAGGACGAGCUGGGAUUCCAAGGGUUUGUCAUGAGCGACUGGCUAGCGCAGCAUGCCGGCGUGGCCACGGCGCUGGCCGGCCUCGACAUGACCAUGCCUGGCGACGGGCUGACAUGGGCGAACGGCGACUCGCUGUGGGGACCGCAGCUGACCAGGGCCGUCCUGAACGGCAGCGUGCCCGUGGACCGGCUGAACGACAUGGUCACGCGGAUCGUGGCGGCUUGGUUCCAGCUCGGCCAGGACGACGAAUCCAAGUUCCCGCGCCAGCCCCCCAACUUCUCCUCCUGGACGGACGACCGCAUGGGCGUCUUGGCGCCAGGCAGCCCGAGCGCGCAGGAUCAGGUGGUGGUCAACCAGUUUGUGGACGUGCAGGCCAACCACUCGAUCAUUGCGCGUGAGGUGGCAGCCGAGGGUACGGUGCUGCUCAAGAAUGAGGGGUUGCUACCCAUCAGCCGCCAGGGGCCGUCGGACUCGAAGCUCAAGCUGCGUCGCAGCACGGCGGAGAAGGCCACCGGGAAACGACAUGACGGGAAGUUCAAGGUCGGCAUCUUUGGGGAGGAUGCUGGUCCUGGAAAGGGACCCAACUACUGUAAAGACCGUGGCUGUAACCAAGGCACGCUUGGCUCUGGCUGGGGUUCCGGGGCUGUCGAGUUCCCAUACCUGAUUUCACCCGUCGAGGCUCUCCGCAAGCAGUUCGACAGCUCCAAAGUCGAGCUGCAUGAGUACCUGACCAACAAGCCCUCGUUGAGCGGCGGGGACAAGGCCACUGUCGACGAGCUGGAGCUGUGCAUCGUCUUCGCCAACGCCGAUGCCGGCGAAGGGUUCGUCGGGUGGGAAGAUGUGAAGGGCGACCGGCCGAACUUGAACCUACAAAACGGCGGCGAUGAUCUGAUUUUCGACGUGGCGGCCAAAUGUGGCGAUGGCGCCGGCGAUGUCAUCGUCGUGAUCCACGCCGUCGGUCCGGUGCUCAUGGAGAAGUGGAUCGACCUGCCCAACGUCAAAGCCGUGCUGCUGGCCAACCUGCCCGGCGAGGAAUCCGGCAACGCCCUCGCCGACGUACUCUUCGGCGACACCAACCCGUCCGGCCACCUGCCCUUCACCAUCGGCAAGUCCCUCGCCGACUACGGCCCCGGCGGGCAGGUGCUCUACCGGCCCAACGGCCUCGUUCCACAACAAGACUUCUCCGAAGGGCUGUACAUCGACUACCGCUACUUCGACAAGCAGGCCAUCGAACCCCGCUUCGAGUUCGGCUUCGGCCUCAGCUACACCUCCUUCGCCCUGACCACCCUGCGCGUCACGCCCCGGCAGCGCAAGUCCCCUCUCCCCAAACCUCGCCCCUCUCCGGCCGCGCAACCGCCCAGCUACCCGACCGCCAUUCCACCCAAGAGCGAGGCGCUGUUCCCGACCGCCGGGUUCCGCCGGCUCGAGAAAUAUGUCUACCCGUACCUGUCUUCGUCCGAGCUGGAUGACAUCGAGGUGGGGCAGUACCCGUACCCGGAGGGAUAUGAUACCGUGCAGCCGCCCAGCGAGGCUGGUGGUGACGAGGGCGGGAAUCCGGAUCUUUGGGCUAUCUAUGUCGAAGUUACUGUGGAUAUCAAGAAUGAGGGGCCUGCGGCGGGGGCGGCGGUGCCGCAGCUUUAUUUGGAGUAUCCUGAUGCUAGUGGCAAGGAAAGGGAAGGAGCGGUGGUGGACUUCCCUGUGCGAGUACUCAGGGGGUUUGAUAAGGUCUAUCUAAAGCCCGGGGAGGUGAAGACGGUGACGUUUAGUCUCACGAGGAGGGAUCUGAGUUAUUGGGAUGUGACGGCGCAGAACUGGCGUAUGGCUACGGAGGGACGGUAUGGGUUUAGGGUGGGGCUGAGUUCGAGGGAUUUGAGGGUUAGUGGGAGUUGGUGAUGUCCUGUUUGAAGGGGCUGUGAAUCAUUGAUUUAGCGUGUUCUUGGAUUAUCAACGUUGAGUACUGCGCUG
Molecule: messenger RNA, 2271 nt
Organism: Chaetomium strumarium
Lineage: Eukaryota; Fungi; Ascomycota; Sordariomycetes; Sordariales; Chaetomiaceae
Product: glycosyl hydrolase family 3 C-terminal domain-containing protein
Exons: 1
Coding region: 73-2199 (708 amino acids)
Biological process (GO): glucan catabolic process
Molecular function (GO): beta-glucosidase activity
Source: RefSeq, a predicted model, not a curated record